AUUUUUCAAUCAAAAAUUCACCAGAAAUUCUGCGUAAAAGUGUAAAGUGAAAAGAAAGUGCAAAAAUUCUUCAUAGCAGCAUUGCAAGCAGCAGGAGAAGCCACAAUAAUUUCAACGUGUAAUGAGCCACAGAAACUGGUUUCUAUAAGUGCAUAGACACACAUACUUACCUACCCAUAUAGGCUGUGUGUGCAAUCGGACAACAAGUGGCAAAGUGAUUACGUUGAAGUCAUAAAAAUUUACAACAACAACUACAAUAAUAAAAAAGUUGAAAAAUUACAAAGGAAGUCAAUUCAUGAAGUACAGUCUAAGAACUUGAUAAAAACAAAAACAAUAAAAAACACAUAAAAAUAAAACUACAACAAACAGCCAAACAGGAAGAAGAAGAAGUGCAACAAAUUAACAAGAAAAUUAUAAGCACACCGUGCAACACAGUUGUUAGUCGUCAGCCAGUACAGCUAAAGCAAGACCUGAGUGUGCACCAGCAUGGCUUCACUGCAACAGUAUCAACACCAGAAGCGGCCAAGCAUCACAAACUGGUUCUCCUCGCUACGCCGUCAGCCGAAGAAUAAGAAAGCCGCCGCCUUACAAACGGGCGACAAGCAUUUCCAACGCAGCUGCAUCGAUCUCAGCGCCAACAGCACCUUCUAUGUGCCGCAAGUGGAGCUGCCUGGCGGGCUGGGCAGCGGCGAUAAGAAGGGUCAAUGCUACUUGCCCAGCGCCGCCGCAUCUAUUGACAAUCUGCAGGAUGAUGAAGAUGCCACAAGUGACGAUAAGCGCGCGCUGGUGAGUGGCAAACGUGUGUCGCAGUUGUGCUCACGUUGUUGCUGCAGCAGCAAGUAUGCGACGUCAUCACGCCCGGAAACACCGCAAAUGCGAAAACGUGCCGACACAACGCCGGCGCACGUGAAAACGCAGCACACAACACCAACAACACCGACGCCCAAAACUAAAGCGAAGUCACCCUACACCACCAUGGCCAUCCACAACAUUCCCGCGCUCACCGACAACCCCAUCUACGAAGGGCUCACAACCGGCGCGGCGCCCAUCACGUUGAGCAGUCAGCGCACCGUGGAGAAGGAGGUGCGUCGCAAUGUCGAAGUGACGCAAGCGCCCAGCGAUGAACCGAAUACAUUGCUGCUGACGAAGCGCACGGAAUUCCAACGCUCGGUGACGACCACCACCCAACACACCAUGGUGAUAACGCGUCCCGUCGAGCUGGUGUUGAACGAGCGCGGCGAGGUGGUGGCGCGUCGGCCGCAACGUGCGCACACCAAACAACGCUCGAAUAGUUUGGACAACGUGCUGAAUGAGGAUGAGGAGUCGCUGCACGCGGACGGCGAUGCGGAUACGUUGAGCGCGAAUAGCAUGCCGUUGUGUAACGCGCGGCUCGAUGGUGGUGGCAGUCCACUUAAUGAUGGCGGCGGCGAUUUGCGUUUUAUCGACGACAGUUCGACGUCACAAAGUGAAACAGAGCGCAGCGCGCACAACAACAAGGAGAACAAUAAGCCCGCUUGCAAAGGCAGCAAAGCUUUUGUGCAACAGCUACAAUUGAAUUUGGGUGUGGGAGAAGGCGGCGGCGGCAGUGGCGGUGGCAUUGCUGACACUAACGGCUAUGACAACAACAAUUAUCUCUGUGAUGACUGCCGGAAUGUCUUGGUGCGGAACCGCAACAAUACGGCGCAAAAUGCUUUGAUACUACGCAACAACAACAAGCAAAUCAAAGAUGAACUCGGUGAGGUCGUAUCGGAAAUGGAGGCGCUGGACGUGCCCGAAGAUAAUAAACAUUCCAAUAAAGAGAAACAAAUGUCAAUUGGGCGGAAAAAAUUUAAUAUGGAUCCAAAGAAAGGUAUUGAAUACUUAGUGGAAAAUCGCCUGCUACGACACGACCCCCAAGAUGUUGCGCAUUUCCUGUACAAAGGUGAAGGACUCAAUAAAACAGCUAUCGGUGACUACUUGGGCGAGAAGAACGACUUCAAUGAGGACGUGCUGAAGGCAUUCGUAGCGCUACACGAUUUUACGAAUCUAAUAUUGGUGCAAGCUUUAAGACAAUUCCUGUGGUCAUUUCGGCUUCCGGGUGAGGCGCAGAAAAUCGACCGUAUGAUGGAAUGUUUCGCGCAACGCUAUUGCCAACUAAAUCCGGAUAUAUUCACAAACACCGAUACGUGUUAUGUGCUCAGUUUCGCCAUUAUUAUGCUCAAUACAUCGCUGCACAACCCAUCGGUUAAAGACAAGCCCACCGUUGAGCAUUUCAUUUCAAUGAAUCGCGGCAUUAACAACGGCGGUGAUCUACCCCGCGGCCUACUAGAAUCCCUUUACGAAUCAAUACGAACGGAACCAUUUAAAAUACCACAAGAUGAUGGUAAUGAUUUGAUGCAUACAUUCUUCAAUCCAGACAAGGAGGGUUGGCUAUGGAAGCAGGGUGGACGUUAUAAAUCGUGGAAGCGACGCUGGUUCAUAUUGAACGACAAUUGUCUGUACUACUUUGAGUACACAACGGAUAAAGAGCCCAGAGGCAUCAUACCGCUGGAAAACAUAUCGGUGCGCGAAAUACACGAUCGCAGUAAACCGCAUUGUUUUGAACUGUUCGCCACCGGUGGCGCUGAUAUAAUCAAAGCAUGUAAGACUGACUCCGAGGGAAAGGUUGUUGAGGGCAAACAUACGGUAUACCGCAUGUCGGCGGCUACAGAAGAGGAUCAACAAGAAUGGAUCAAACGUUUAACACAGUCGAUUAGUCAUAAUCCCUUCUACGAUAUAUUAGUACAAAGAAAAAAGAAGGCGCUCAGCAAAAGUUAGUAUUGUACGGCGGGCAAAGCAAUGUUGACAAUCCAAAUGAUGGAUCUCAGUGCGACUCGCCACCGCAAGAGCGAGGAAAAGCAAACGUGUCGAAACUGUCGUCGUCGUCGUCGUCGUCGACAACGUCACCAAUGUCGUGUGCGUAACAAACAGUUAGAGAGUUUGCGCGUAUGACACAUGCUGCAGCUGUGAGCAAUCAAGGAAUCUAAAGAAUAUUACAAAAAGACUGUGCUUAUGUUUAUGGCGUGAAGCCGCAUAUCAGCCACGUUUAGUAAGAGAGCGCAUAGAUUACGGUGAAACUUUUGUACGGUACAUGCGUUUGGCAAUGAACAGGCUGUAAAUAUUCGUGAAUAGACUGUUGUUGUGACGCGUUAUUUUCGGCUUUAUAACCUAAAAAUACUUACUAUACGUUAUACAAAUAUACACCUGUAUGUAUGUCUCACUUGAACCCAGCUGUAGUGUGUAAUAUUCGGCGAAAAAAAAAAAAACAAAAAAAAAAUAAGUGUAUAGUUGAAGAAAGUAAUUUUUAAUUGUUAGUUUAUUAUAAAUAGUUUAUUGAGCUUGUCGAUCAUUUGUACGGUUUCUUCUUUAAUGUCCUAUGAAUAUUAUUGUAACUACUUGAUCGCGCACAAAACGCAGUUGUCUUUAUUGUUGUGAUAUAAUUUAUAAUUUAUGCUUAAAAAUUUGUAUUGUAAAAUAUUGUAUUUUUUUGUUUGUUAAACUGUGUAAACAAAAAAAAAAACAAAAAAAAAAGCAAAAACAAUAACAAUAUAAAUUCGAAUUAGUAAACGUUUAAUAUUAAUGUAAAUCAAACUACUUAUGUAUGUAUGGGAAAAGAGUAUCGAAACACACUGCUUAUUAAUGCUUAAACAUACAAAGCAACAUAUCGUGCGAAAGCUGGUCUUCAACAGCUACCUUAUGCGUAAUUAAGUUAAAUGUAUGUAAAUCAAAGAAUUAUAAUUAAUUGUUUAGUAAAUAAGUUUUUUGUUUAACACACACACUCACACUCACACGCAUACAUGUAUGCAUGUUUUGUAAAAACAACAACAAACAACAAAAUAAAAGUAAUGCUCAGCAAUAAAUCUAGUUAGACAUACACACAUGCCACACACUAUACUUGUGUAGUGUAUGUGUUUGUAUAUACAAAUAUAUAUAUAUAUAUAUGAAGAAAAUUUCCUUAAAAGUGCUCGAAUAGUCUAUCCUGUAAUUAAACACAUACAUAUGUAUUUAAGUAAUAUGAAAAAGUAAAAAAAAAAACUAAAAAAAUAUAUAUAUAUAAGAAACACGUCAACCAGUCAAAGAAAGUUCUUCCAAACAUUGUUAUGCAGUGCAAGCUACAGCAGUAAGUGCGCAGUUAGUCAUAGUUGCAGCAAAGUUUGUAAAUAAACUGCUUUAUCACAUUACUUUGUAGCGGAUUAGCUACAGUUUUAACCAAUUUUUGGUGUUGCUCAGUGGGUUUAGCGUAAUUAUUUGCCACGAAAUGGAAAAUUAAAUAGCAAAAGUCACUUCAAGCUUGCAAAAAUCGAAAUUAUAUAUUAAAAGUCACUUGAAAGCUUGCAAAAUUUUCAAAAUAUAUAUAAAUAGUCACUUAAUUUCUGCAAAAAUCGAAAUUUUUAUAUAAAAGGUCACUAAAAUCUUGCUAUAUAUGCUUAUAAUUAGCGUUUGCUUUGAUUUUUGCGAAAUAUUUCAAUUGAAAAUGCAGUGAAAAUAGCAUUAUGAGCCGCUUUGUAUAGCUUUAGUAUGCGAGAAUUCAUGUAGGGUUGCCAUGAGAAUAUAUUUUUUAGUUGCAGUUAAAGCUAUGAAUUACUACAAAUCACCAAUUUUUAGUUUAAUGUUGCUUUUCUGGUAAAUUUUGCUGUUUUGAUAAGCUUUAGAGCAUGAUAUUCAAAAUUAAUAUUUUUUUUGUCGUUGUCAGGCAAGAAAUUUUUUUUAAGUUUAAAAGCUUUCAUUAUCAAACAAGUAAUUCUUUCAAAUAUUUUUUACCAACAUUUUUUCGUCUAAAGUUGAUUUUCGAGUAAAUUUUGCAGUUUUGAUAAGCUUGAAAAGCAAGUAAUUCUUUAAAAUAUUUUUCAUCCACAUAUUUGGGUCUAAAGUUGAUUUUCUGGUAAAUUUUGCAGUUUUGAUAAGCUUUAGAGCAUGAUGUUCAAAAAUAAUAUUUUUUUUUUUCGAUAUCAAGCAUGUAAAGCAAGUUUUGGUAAGCUUAAAAGCUUUCAUUAUCAAGCAAGUAAUUCUUUGAAAUAUUUUUUACCAACAUAUUUUCGUCUAAAGUUGAUUUUCGAGUAAAUUUUGCAGUUUUGAUAAGCUUUAGAGUAUGAUGUUCAAAAAUAAUAUUUUUUUAUCGAGUUUUGGUAAGCUUAAAAGCUUUCAAGCAAGUAAUUCUUUCAAAAAUUUUUUACCAACAUAUUUGGGUCUAAUGUUUCUUUUCUGGUAAAUUUUGUAGUUCUGAUAAGCUUUAGAGCAUGAUGUUAAAAAAUCAUAUUUUUUGUAUCAAUAUCAAGCUUGUAAAGCAAGUUUUGGUAAGCUUAAAAGCUUUCAUUAUCAAGCAAGUAAUUCUUUGAAAUAUUGUUUACCAACAUAUUUUCGUCUAAAGUUGAUUUUCGAGUAAAUUUUGCAGUUUUGAUAAGCUUUAGAGCAUGAUAUUCAAAAAUAAUAUUUUUUUUAUCGAGUUUUGGUAAGCUUAAAAGCUUUCAAGCAAGUAAUUCUUUCAAAAAUUUUUUACCAACAUAUUUGGGUCUAAUGUUUCUUUUCUGAUAAAUUUUGCAGUUUUGAUAAGCUUUAGAGUAUGAUAUUCAAAAAUAAUAUUUUUUUAUCGAUAUCAAGCAUGUAAAGCAAGUUUCGGUAAGCUUAAAAGCUUUCAUUAUCUAGCAAGUAAUUCUUUAAACUAUUUUUUUAACAACAUAUACUCGAAGGAUAAGAAUUUUUGAAAUGGCUAAUACUAAUAAAUAUAAUUAAAAUGAAGUAUUAAUAAUUUAGUUUUGUUUAUAUGAGUACCAAUACUAUUUUAAACACAUAACGGUAUCAGUUCUGAAAUUUUUUUGAAAAUUUUGUAUGAAAAAAAAGUAAGAAAGAAAACGAAAAUCCAAGUAUAUAUAUAUAUUUGGCGUAGGAACCGCUUUAAGCGAUUAUAGCCAAAUCCAAGUAACUUUACAUAAAUAUUCUUUAAAUUAUAAUUUUUUUUUUCAAAAAACGUUAAAAUUCCAGUAACUGAAUUUGAUUAAAAAAACAUGCAUAUAAACAACAAUAAAUUACUAGUACUUCGAAUGCCACUUCGACAAAAAAUAAAUAAAAUUUUAAAAUAAAUAUCGUCCAAAAGUCAUGUGAAAUAGUCUUAUAUAUGAGAAACCGCCCACAUAACAACAAAAAGAACAUCACAACGAAUGAAUAUACAACAAAAAAAUUUUCUAAUGCUAAUGUCUACAAAAACAAAAACAAUGAAUAACAAACUUGCAACAUUGUACUUUGGUUUAAGCUUGCUUUGUCUGUAUUGCGCGUGUAUCACACACACACACACCCACUCUAGUUGUAAUAAUUAAAUAUUUAUGUUUAGCGAAAAUUUUAGCGCUUUAUACACAUUUUCAACGAUUGCAAUAUUAUUUUAUAUGAAUUUAGUUUAGUUAACGUAUGCAUGUCAUUUUUUUUCUUCUAAUUUAUCCGCUUAAAAGCUUAAUGCUUUUUUGGGCGCGUAUUUUCAACUACUUAUUUUCGUUUUUCCUUAAUAAAAAAAAUGUGUGCGUUAUAUGUACAUAUAUGUACGUAACCCAUAUGCUUAUUGUAUUUGUCAAACAUGCAGCCACGCAUAUACAUAUACUUACACCGUUAUUAAGACAAAAAACGUGUUUGUAUCAUACACCGUAAUGAAUUGAAUUUUGUAUGUAGGUAUUACUAGUGUAGUUGAGAUAGUCUAGUAAGUAUUCGUUUUGUAUCAGCUUUUGUCGUGAAAUGUAUUAUAUACUAUAAUUAAAUAUAAAGAAAAUAUACAAAUUAAAUGUGUAAUAUAUAGAACAAAAACAAAAACAAAAAAAAAAUAAACAACAAAUAUGAUAAAUAUAUAAAGAAUAAUAAAAAAGUGCAUUUCAAAUGGAAAUUGUAAUUGAA
This is a messenger RNA of Zeugodacus cucurbitae (melon fly), 6891 nucleotides long. It is a transcript of the gene step, whose product is annotated as cytohesin-1. Bases 487 to 2796 code for a protein of 769 amino acids. The record is from RefSeq and is a predicted model, not a curated record. Gene Ontology annotation, molecular function: guanyl-nucleotide exchange factor activity. The transcript is spliced from 9 exons. Lineage: Eukaryota; Metazoa; Arthropoda; Insecta; Diptera; Tephritidae. Gene Ontology annotation, biological process: regulation of ARF protein signal transduction.